This is a messenger RNA of Drosophila elegans, 5173 nucleotides long. It is a transcript of the gene mthl1, whose product is annotated as probable G-protein coupled receptor Mth-like 1. Gene Ontology annotation, biological process: G protein-coupled receptor signaling pathway; cell surface receptor signaling pathway. Gene Ontology annotation, molecular function: G protein-coupled receptor activity. Lineage: Eukaryota; Metazoa; Arthropoda; Insecta; Diptera; Drosophilidae. The record is from RefSeq and is a predicted model, not a curated record. Gene Ontology annotation, cellular component: membrane.
GUAUUUAAAAAAAAAAAACGCGAGGAAAAGGCUGCUGCGCGUUUAAAACCCGAUCGCGAUCCCAUUAUUUUUUUUACAACGCGCGCCGUUUACGACUGAAAAUUUAGACAGAAAAGAUCGGUGGAAUAUCACACAAAUUGGUAUUUGCCGUCUGACCAACGAGUUUAAUGAAACUGUGAUAUACAUAUAUGAAUAACUGACAACAAACGCUAUUUGUGGUGUGUUUAUUUAUGCGAUUUGGAUUCCGAUUCGACGAUUUUCCAUUGACGCCCCGAUUUUGUUUGUUUGUUUGCCAACUUACGUGAGCCAAAACGGCGGUGAAAUCUUGCAUUUUCCAUUUGUUUACGCUGGCUGCUGACAAAAAGGAAAAGUGAAAAGAAAAGCGACGAAAAGUGUUACUCGACGAGGCGAAACGGAAGGCGUGAAAAGCGAGAAAAGCAAAAAAAAAAAAACGAAUAAGCUAUGUGUACAUAGCGCAUAAAUUGCAGAUUGAGGCCAAGACGACAAGAGGAGAACCUGUGAAACUAGAGAUCUUUUGCUAGGCAGCAGCGUACAAAAACAAACAAAAACGCAGCACGAUGGAUCGUGGCCUACUCACAGGCGUUCUUCUGCUGCUGGCGGUGUCCCUGAAUUUGGCCAGCGAUGAGUCCCAGCCACGCCCCUCGCCGCCGCCCACCGUGAAGCUGAACAAGUGCUGCCAUUCGGGGGAGUACCUAAAUGGCACCAGUGGCGCCUGCAUUGCCGGCAGCGAGGCCCUGUGGCUGCCGAUGGUGUAUCUGGUGCAGCAGCAGCGUUUCUUCGAGCCCCACGGCGCCAGUCCACGCUUCCUCAAGUUCCUGCCCAAGAGCCGACCCACCUGCCGGCCGGACCAGACGCAGGAGCUGUUCCGAAGUCGCGGCGCCAACGUGAUGCUCUUUCCCAACGGCACGCUUUAUGUGCGGGAGCGCGGUCUGAUGGUCCGGCCGCACGACUACUGCGUCGACUGGGAGGUGGCUCUGGUGUGCCUCAACCACACGGCCGACGCUCUGGAGGAUCUGGGCGGACACCAGCCCACGGCCCUGCUGAAGGAGCAGCCCACGCUGCGCCUGCGCAAGUGCUGCGGCAAGUGGGGCAGCUACAACACCCAGCUGCAGAACUGUGACCUGCAGCCCAGUCACCCGGUGGACGGGUUGCUCCGUCUGGCACCGCAGCUACCGGAGGGCAGUUACCUGACCAGCUACGGCCUGCCCGAAUGCCGGCCUCUCGAGGGGGGCUACUCCAUAGCCGGGGAUUGGCAGGAGGCCAGGCUGGACCGGCAGACGGCCGGUCUGCAGCUGCCGCACAAGAAUCUUAGCGCCGAACAAUACUGCCUGGAGCACACACAGCGCCUGGGCGAGGUGAAGAUCAUAGCCUGUCAGCAUUUGUUCAGCGCCGAGGCAGGAUUGGGCAGCCAGGCGGGAUCACCCGGACGGGCUGCUCCACACGAGAUCAAUGGCCAGAACCUGCAGAAGGCCGUGCUCACGGGCGGAAUACUUGUGUCCAUUUUCUUUUUGGCCGCCACUCUGGUGGCCGGCUUUCUGCUGCCCGCCGUGCAUCAUGCCUUGCACUGGCGCUGCCAAAUCUGCUAUGUCUCCUGCCUGCUGCUCGGCAAAGUGCUGCUGGCCAUCGAGGAGCUGAGCUCUAGCCUGCAGCCGGGAAGUGUGAGCUGCCUGCUGCUGGCCAUCGCCAUGCAGUUCUUCUUUCUGGCCGCCUUCUUCUGGCUAAACACCAUGUGCUUCAAUAUCUGGUGGACAUUCCGCGACUUUCGACCCAGUUCGCUGGAGCGCAACCAGGAGGCACUGCGACUGUUCCUCUACUCGCUGUACGCCUGGGGCGGUCCGCUGCUGAUCACCUUUGUGGCCGCCUGUGUGGACCAGCUGCCGGAGACGACGCUGCUGCGGCCGGGAUUCGGACAACUGUACUGCUGGUACGACAACCGCAAUCUCUCCAUUUUCGCCUACUUCUACGGACCCAUCGGACUGCUGCUGUGCGCCAAUAUAGCGCUCUUCGUGUCCACCACCCACCAGCUGACCUGCGGCCUGUGGAAGCGGGACGAUGUCAAGUCCUCCACGGAGAAGUCCGCUCUGGGCCGCGUCUGUCUGAAGCUGGUGGUCGUGAUGGGCGUCACCUGGAUAGCGGAUAUACUGUCCUGGCUGGUGGGCGGACCGCAUGGCGCCUGGUUCUUCACCGACCUCAUCAACGCCCUGCAGGGCGUGUUCAUCUUCAUUGUGGUGGGCUGCCAGCCGCAGGUGUGGACCGCCUGUCGCCGGAUCUUCUGCCCGCGCUUGCGCCACGACAUCACCAACACCACGAAUGGAGUGCAGCACUCGAGCAGUUCGCAGGGAUUGCCCUCGCUGGCCAACGGCACGGAGAUCACCCAGAACACCGCCACCAUGCCAGCCUGCAAUGCGGCCACGGACAGCGGACGGCCGGAGGAUUUGCCGGAGAAGCCACCAAUGCCCCCCACUCCGGCCGUUAAAAUGGAAACCGUUUGCUAAACACAACUGAGACGAGCGACAAUGCGAAAGUCAGGCCCGGAUACAAAAGUCCAGACCCCGAACGAGCGUAAUAAUGGCAAUGGGCAGCUCAGCAGAGGAAAAAAAAAUGUAUAAAAAAAAAAGCAGCAAAAGCUGGAGUUUCGAGACGAGGCACACACUUGCGCAAUUGCAGCAACAAAAGCGAGCUGACCAGACCAGCUAAUUGUGUGAGUGAGUGUGUUGUGUGUGUGUGUAAGCGUCUUGCGCGUGAUUUUGAAAUCGGCCAACAACCGCUGUGGAACAAAAAGUACUCCGUACGCCCGUUUGCCCGUUUGCCAGCUUACCAGCUUGCUAGUAUUCAACUUCAAUUUGAGCCAGCACAAAAGGAACGUAUUAUUUUAUUUUUAUUCAUCAUCAACGCAAAGCAACGCGCAAAAGCAGUAAAAAGAAGUAGUAAGAGCAGAAUAACGGUAGAGCAGUUCGGGUCACAUUAACACGUUCUAAUUGGACACUCUGGUCAGUGUUGCGAAAUGCUUGCUGCUGGCAAUGGAAUGUGCAGCCAAACAGGAAUUCACAAUAGACAAAACAAAGCAGAGCUAUUGUUGCUCUUUCACUUACAAGCAUCGACACUGUGCAUGUGCAUGUGUAUGUGUGUGGCAACCACAAGGAAUUUGCUGUUGAGGCACUUUUGUUGUUUAGUUAAGAUCGCUGCUCUGCUUUUUCCGACUCAAAUCUCAAGUGUGAGAAAAACAGCAGCCACCGCACACAAACACAUAUGUAAAUAGAUGUUAAACAUUUAAAUUAGCUGAUUCUGAUUGGUAAACUUCGACUUCCAUUGACUCGAUACACACUGCUUGCAUUGCAUCCAGUUUGUCUGUGCUUUUGACAUUUCCAUUUCCCAAUAUAAUUUUUGUUUUUUUGACUGGAAUACAAUACUGAAAGAACAGUGCUGACUGGAACUAUUUUUAUGUUUGCCGCAUAAUCGUUUUUCAUCGAAACAUUUCUGUGUGUUUUCUUAUGUCUAAAGUAAACAAACGAAAUUUAUUUACUUCAAGGCAUAAACAGAAACGUUACACCCAGACACACACACACACACACAAUGACAAUCAAACAAUCAAAUUGAUCAUCGAAAGUUCAACAAUAUUUAUCGAUCAAGGUUAAAUGGUGGAAAAGAAAGCGCGCUUAAUUAAACAACGGCAAAGCAGUACACAGACACACUCACUUCACUGAAACUUAAAGGGCAAGCAGUUCCGUUGUCCUUGAUCCUGCUUGUGGCGCCAAAUUCAAAUGUAUUCCCAUCCCCCACGUAUUUUAGGUAUUGAAAACGCAGAAACUACAAUGCAGUACAAUUAUUAUUUCUUAUUAUUUUAUAUUUUUAUUUAAAUAAUUAACCUUUUUUUUUUUCUUUUGUAAUUAACUAAUCUUAAUUUAUUGCUCAAGUUACGCUUGCACGUUUAACGUGCGUGUAACUAUUGUAUUAUGUAGUAGAACUUCCAAAGUGUUCAGGCCAAAAGUAAUUCUCCCCGUACUAAAGAGCGGUCGAGUGUUUUUUUAUAUGUUUAAUUGUAUAUAAUUAUAAUCGACGUGGAAAUAUUAUGCUUUCUUUUGCAUGUAGUUUGUACUUUUUGAGCGAAGCAACGAAUCGAAUACGAAAUUAUCGAAUGACUGAGACAAAGGCAGCGAAUACUUUUUUUUUUUUUCAUCAGAAAAUGAAAUAUCUGAAGUCCUGGGCACUAUGUUGAUUUGAAUAUCCUGCCAUAAUAUCAGGAACAAGAUUUUAAAACCCGACAUUCAUACAAAAAAGAAAAAUCUUUUAUUUUUUUUAGCAAUAAUCGGGAAUAAUACAUCUGAGAAAUGGACAACAUAGUGCCGUCCGAGGGUUCAAAUUUUCAUUUUUAACUUUAAACCAACAUAGAUUGUAAUUUUGAUACUAAUUAUUGACUAUUGUAUAUAAAGAUAUUUUGUACACCCCAUUUGCUAAGCGAUUUAUAUAUAAAUAAUAUUUACAUUUUGACUGACAAAUUGUCCAACCUUGCUCGAAUCCAUGUAACCCCACAACGAAUAGCCAAUAAGUUUUAGCCCAUAUAUCGAUGCUAAGUCCCUGUGUUUAUACAAACAGUUGUUAACUAAACCUGUAACUAAAACUAAAUCGAAAGCGAUUGAAGAAGAAGUCUGCAAAACCCACUUAGUCAGUUGCUCCUCGCCCUCAAAAGCGAAUUUCGAACGAUUUCCCCCGAGAUCAAGAGUAUUUUAACGAUAAUUUUCAUAUAAUGUAUGGCAGGCAUUCAUGAGGAAUAUAUCAAUAAUUCGCUUUUGGAGGCGUGUGUGCCUCUCCACCGCCGCCUCCUCGCUAUUAAUUUAUGGCGCAGAGCGGGAACAUUUUAUAGAUAAACAUGCGGAACAAAAAUUGUCUGAAAAAGGCAAUUAAAUGAAACCGAAACUGAAACUUGGCAUAAAUGUGCAGCUAUAUAGAAUAGAUAUACACAGAUACAGUCCCCAAUAUUCAUACAAUACACCCGCACAAUACUGUACACUACACAAAUAACGAUGAUGAUGAUGAUGGCAAUUGUUGCCAUUGACCAAGCAACCACUAAACUAUUUAUACAUAUUUACCGUACAACAAUAAAGCUUUUUGGCAAAAAUAUCAAUGAAACUAAACAAACAAAGAACCAGAAAAA